AUGAUGGAAAGAGUUGGUUCCACACAAAGAUGAGGAGGGAAACGCUACAAAAUUGGGGAAAAACUUAACGGACUCACCACCACCAGCCGUCGUGUGAGCGAUCAUAUGCGCCCUUCGUCCUCUCAUGUCUCCUUUUCUCCCGUGAAUCCUUUCAUGUCUCCACAUAAAAAGCAAUUUUUCCCCUUAAUUUAUGUUUCUCUAAUUAUAGUUAUAUAAUUAUAUACUGUAUAUAUUUAUAUACAUAUUCGCACAAUUCAGUCACACUUUUCCGCUUCGCUACCCAUAACGGCCCAACCAUAAUGAAACGGACUGAAUCUCUUCAUUCUCUCAUUCCUUUCGUUUUCACGAUUCUGCUUCUCAAUGGAUUGCCGGCGACGGAAUCGCACAAUUACGCCGACGCAUUGACGAAGUGCUUGCUGUUCUUCGAGGGCCAGCGCUCCGGCCGCUUGCCGCCGGAGCAGAGGAUGACGUGGCGGGGGCAUUCGGGGUUGGGAGAUGGCAAGGCGGCCAACAUGGACCUCACCGGCGGCUAUUACGACGCCGGCGACAACAUCAAGUUCGGAUUCCCGAUGGCCUUCACCACCACAAUGCUCGCCUGGAGUGUCAUUGAAUUCGGGCGGCACAUGCCGGCGGCGGAGUUGGAGAAUGCGUUGGUGGCUAUUAAGUGGGCCACCGAUUACCUUCUCAAAACUGUGUCUCAGCCCGACCGCAUUUUCGUACAGGUGGGAGAUCCGAUAUUGGACCAUAUGUGUUGGGAACGGCCGGAAGAUAUGGAUACACCUCGGACUGUGUACAGUGUGGAUGCCCCGAACCCGGCAUCCGACAUAGCCGGAGAGACCGCUGCCGCUUUGGCCGCUUCAUCCAUGGCAUUCCGGUCAUCCGACCCCGACUAUGCUCAUAUUCUGUUGUCAAAUGCCACACGGGUCUUCACUUAUGCAGAUUCUUUCCGGGGAGCUUACAGUGACAAUGCUAAUAUUAGGGGCGCCGUUUGCCCCUUUUACUGCGAUUUCGAUGGAUAUCAGGAUGAGUUGCUGUGGUCAGCAGCAUGGCUAAGGAGGGCUACUAAGAAUGAUACUUACCUAAACUAUUUGCACACCAAUCGCCAAACACUUGGUGAUUCUGACACUAUUAACGACUUCGGUUGGGACAAUAAGUACGCCGGCAUAAACGUUCUGGUCUCUAAGGUCACACGCUGACGUGACGCACAUAUGAUGGUCCACGUGUGCACCACAACAUUGAGCAAUGGCUAAUUGGGCUUCCACGUGAGUGCCACAUAAGCAAACUGUUGUCAGCGGGACAGAGAACAUGCAAAUUGAUUCAAUUGAACGUUUUUCAAAGUUUGAGGAUUUGAUUAAUUUUUUUUAAGUAUAAGAUCCUAAUUGACGUUAUUGUGAGAGUACGAGAACCAAAUUCAUAGUUUUCU
Messenger RNA from Cuscuta epithymum, 1423 nucleotides. The record is from the annotation of a GenBank genome assembly. NCBI's taxonomy places the organism in Eukaryota, Viridiplantae, Streptophyta, Magnoliopsida, Solanales, Convolvulaceae.